GGAUUACGGUAGAGAGUCACUGCGCGGUUCCUCAGCUGAUAUGACAUAAAGCUCCACAUAAAAGCCGCAUCAGUUCUCCUGCUCUUUCACAGUCAGAAGCGGCAUGUGAGCUCCACCAGCAUGAACUCCACUGAAGAUAUCACUUUAACCCCGGUAGCUCUGCCCCGGGAGCUCGCGCAGAACCCGCUGCAUAAGAUAUGGAUGCCGUGCAAGAACGGACUUCCGGAAAAGCACAUUUCCCAGAGAAGAGUUUGCAUGACUAAUUGUCCCACCCUCAUAGUGACUGUGGGGUUGCCAGCUAGAGGAAAGACCUACAUCUCUAAAAAACUCACUCGAUACCUCAACUGGAUUGGUGUUCCCACUAAAGAGUUUAAUGUUGGACAGUACCGGAGGGAGUGUAUGAAAGUCUACAGGAACUUUGAGUUUUUCCGUCCUGAUAAUGAAGAGGGACUAAAGAUCAGGAAACAGUGUGCUCUGACUGCUCUGAAUGAUGUGAGACAGUUCCUCGGUGUGGACGGAGGACAAGUGGCUGUGUUUGACGCCACAAACACGACGAGAGAGAGAAGGAAAAUGAUCAUGAGAUUUGCUGAACAAAAUGGUUACAAGGUGUUUUUUGUUGAGUCGGUGUGUGACGAUCCGGAGGUUAUUGCUCAGAACAUUGUUCAGGUAAAGUUGAACAGUCCUGAUUAUAUUGACUGUAACACUGAGGAGGCCGUUCAGGACUUUAUGGAGAGGAUUAGAUGUUAUGAGAACUUGUACGAGCCGCUGGACGAGGUGUUGGACCGGGACCUGUCCUACAUUAAGGUGAUGGAUGUGGGGAUGCGAUAUUUAGUAAACCGUGUGAUUGACCACGUUCAGAGUCGCAUCGUUUAUUACCUGAUGAAUAUUCACAUCGCUCCACGCUCCAUCUACCUCUGUCGCCAUGGCGAGAGCGAACUCAACAUCCGGGGCCGCAUCGGGGGCGAUUCAGGACUUUCCCCCCGUGGCAAGCAGUUUGCUGCGUGUUUGGGGAAAUUCAUUCAGGAACAGAACAUAAAGGAUCUGAAAGUUUGGACAAGUCAAAUGAAGCGAACCAUCCAGACUGCAGAGGCACUCAUUGUUCCCUACGAACAGUGGAAAGCUCUUAAUGAGAUUGACGCUGGCGUGUGUGAGGAGAUGAUGUAUGAGGAGAUACAGGAACAUUAUCCUCUGGAAUUUGCACUGCGGGAUCAGGACAAGUUCCGAUAUCGCUACCCUAAAGGAGAGUCGUAUGAGGAUCUGGUGCAGCGUCUGGAGCCUGUGAUUAUGGAGUUGGAGAGGCAGGAGAAUGUUCUGGUGAUCUGUCAUCAGGCCGUCAUGCGCUGCCUCCUCGCCUACUUCCUGGACAAAAGUGCAGAGGAGUUGCCGUAUCUGAAAUGUCCCUUACACACAGUGCUGAAACUCACACCUGUGGCUUAUGGGUGUAAAGUGGAGUCGGUGGGUCUGAAUGUGGAAGCAGUGAACACACACAGAGACAAACCUGAGAACGUGGAUGUGUCUCGUCUGGCUUCGGAGGCGCUACUCACCGUCCCUGCACACCAGUGAACACUCGCACUCUCUCUCACUCACUCACUCACACACUCCUGUUUACUCCUUAAUAAUAAUCCUUCAUUAUUCUCCUGUAACACUGUGAAGGAUUUGUACUUUUUGUCAUAAUAAUCAAACUGUGAUGACUGGAAUCCAGUCCUGUAGUUAACGUGUGUGUGUGUGUGUGUGUGUGUGUGUGUGUGUGUGUGUGUGUUUUACACUCAGAUUUACACACACAGGAUGCAUGUACAUGAUGGUGAGCUUGUGCAACUGAAACAUUUAUCUUCCUCAUUUUUCUACAUUUUCCUGAUGUUUACACUUUUUUUUUUCUAAAUGUUGAAACGGCACUUUUUUUUGUUGUUGAGGGGAAAAAUAAAAAUAAUCCACUGUGCCAAAAGCAAAACUUUAUUUAGAGCCUUAAUCUGUGUUUCUUUUUGGUUUAACGACAACAUAGUUGGAGAUUUUAACCCUUUAACCCCGCUCUGGUUUCUCAUUGCUGUAAAGCGGAACGUCCCCAGAUUCAAAUCUGAUGAGAGUGAGGAGUUCAGUUUUUGGAUAAAAAAAAAUGUGAAAUAAAGAGAGAAAGAAAGAUCACAAUCAAAUAAAAUUUGAUUUGAAUUUAGACACAAAGAGCUUUUAUUUUGGUGAUGAAUAUCAUCCCGAGUUUCUGAUUUAUGUUCUGUUUAUAUUUAACUGUAACACAAAUGUAUAGUAUAUUUACAGUCUGUAUAAAGAAUACACAAAAACCGUGUUCACAAACGUGCCGAUGUGUGUGUGUGUGUGUGUGUGUGUGUGUGUGUGUGUGGGGUGUGUCUUAAACAUUCUACAGAGACACAGAAACUGUGAGAAGGAAAUAAAUAAAACUCCUUUUUUUCAUGUUUGAGAGAAAGUGGUGUACAGAUUUAUUCCUCAGCUGUUUGUUAUAAUUUUACAGUGAAGCCAGAACUCAGAACAUCAUCAUCACUGCUCUUUAUCUUUACCGUGUCUCACCUUCUGGAUGUAUGUAAAUGUAUGUAUUACUUUCCCAUACGCACAAGUCUUCAGCGCUGCUUCACGAAUGGGCCUUAAAUCAGGACUAAAACAUCUGGAUCUGACGCAUAAACACACUUUUAUGUGUAUUUUAUGUUCGGGUUUCUCUGUUUAACAUUUAGUAGUGUUUAUGAAAAUAAAGCGUUUCUUAUGAGAAAUAUAACACUCAUGACUCAGUUCACUGAACCAUGGUGUAAAAAAAUAUUUUAAAUAAAGUGAUUUAACGAG
This is a messenger RNA of Ictalurus furcatus (blue catfish), 2802 nucleotides long. RefSeq names its product 6-phosphofructo-2-kinase/fructose-2,6-biphosphatase 4b (gene pfkfb4b). Gene Ontology annotation, biological process: fructose 2,6-bisphosphate metabolic process; fructose metabolic process. Gene Ontology annotation, molecular function: fructose-2,6-bisphosphate 2-phosphatase activity; ATP binding; 6-phosphofructo-2-kinase activity. The coding region runs from base 121 to 1563 and encodes 480 amino acids. The transcript has 14 exons. Lineage: Eukaryota; Metazoa; Chordata; Actinopteri; Siluriformes; Ictaluridae. Gene Ontology annotation, cellular component: cytosol. The record is from RefSeq and is a predicted model, not a curated record.